AUGCACCAGUACAACCCAGUGCAACCCAGUGCAACCCAUGCAACCCAGCAUGCACCAGUACAACCCAGUGCAACCCAGUGCAACCCAGUGCAACCCAGUAUGCACUAGUGCAACCCAGUACAACCCAGUGCACACCAGUGCACACCAUGCAACCAGUGCAACCCAUGCACACCCAUACACACCCCCGUGCAACCCAGUGCAACCCAGUAUGCACCAGUACAACCCAGUGCAACCCAGUGCACACCCGUACACACCAGUGCACACCAGUACACACCAGUGCAACCCAGUGCACACCCGUGCACACCCGUGCAACCCAGUACACACCAGUACAACCCAGUGUAA
Chroicocephalus ridibundus (black-headed gull) is the source of this 342-nucleotide messenger RNA. Its product is annotated as sialidase-like. The record is from RefSeq and is a predicted model, not a curated record. NCBI's taxonomy places the organism in Eukaryota, Metazoa, Chordata, Aves, Charadriiformes, Laridae. The transcript has 3 exons.